GUCUCCUCUCUCCUGGAGGAGCCCUGCAGGGUAGAGGCCCUCAAGGCAAGAACCCUGAAGAAGUUGGUGGGCCACCUGGUACCUUCCCUGCUGCUUGGGGACCCACUCUUUGUCCCCAUCUUUCUGUGCACUUACCGACAGUUUGCUGCCACUCAGCAGGUGCUGGACCUGCUGUUCGCAAUAUAUGGCUGCAUCCUCCCCUACUCCAGUGAGGAUUGUGGACCAAAUGAUCAAUUCAAAAAGGCCAUCACCUCUGUCCUUGAUAUAUGGCUGGACCAGUAUUCAGAUGAUUUCUGUCAGCCUCCAGAGUUUCCCUGCCUCAAGAUGCUGAUGGCUUACUUGCAGCUUACCAUGCCUGGCUCAGACCUGGAUAGGCAUGCCCACCUUCUCCUGACCCAAUGGGAGCACUUCAAGCCGAGUGAAGGAGAGCAUUAUGCUGUAUCACCAGCUCCAGUGCUGGUCCUAAACCCAACUCCAGACCUUGAUCCAGGUCCCUCAGAGGCUCAAUAUCUGCAGCCAAACAUGGUUUCAAGCCCGUCACAAGAGACUUCCUGGCCUUCUGUUGUGGCCACCAAGAAUGAACUGCGCAUGGAGAAGCCUCACCUCUUAGCUUUCCCUCCAGACCUGGUGGCAAAGCAACUCACACUGAUGGAUGCUCUGUUCAAGAAGGUGGUACCAUACCACUGCCUCGACUCCAUGUGGUCUCAGCAGGACAUGAAGGGCAAGAAGUAUCUCGCCCCCACCAUCCGCAACGCCAUCACUCAGUUUGAAACUGUGGUCUCCUCUGUCAUCACCACCUGCCUGGGAGACCAGAGCCUGAAGGCCUCAGACAGAGCCCAGGUGGUGGAACACUGGAUUGAGGUGGCAAUGGAGUGUGGAGUCCUGAAAAACUUCUCCUCCCUCUAUGCCAUCCUCUCUGCUCUUCAGAGCAAUGCCAUCCACCACCUGAAGAGGACUUGGGAAGAGGUCUCCAGGGACAGCUUGAGAAAAUUCAAGAAGCUGUCAAAGACUUUCUCUCAUGAGUUUACCCAUGCUCGAAGGAGGGAGCUGCUCAGCAAGGGGAGGAUUUCUAAAUUUGCAGGCCUAGGGAAGAAACUCAAGAGAUCACAGAGGCAGCAGAAGGAGGUGGGUGAUAUCAAGGGAAUCAUCCCCUACCUUGGCACCUUCCUCACUGACCUGGAGAUGCUGGACAAUUCCAUGGAGGACUAUCUGCAUGGAGGAGCCAUUAACUUUGAGAAGAUGAGGAAGGAAUUUGAUGUCAUUUCUGAGAUCAAGCUGCUGCAGUCAGCCUGCAACAACUAUGAUGUUGACCCCCACGAGCACUUUGGGACCUGGUUCCGAGGAAUGGAGAGGCUCAGUGAGGCCCAGAGCUACCAACUCUCAUGUGAGCUGGAGUCCCCAUUGCAGUCAAACAGCAAGAUCCCCAAGGCCAACAAGCACACAAGCAUUGGGAAGCAAUGGAGAAACCACAAGGUCCCCAAGACAGAGCUCAGUAGUAGCAGAACCUCCCACUCCAAGAGGUGUAACCAGCUUAGCUGUGGCUCCGAUUUCAGCAGUGGGGACACUGGUGACCAACUCUGUGUGGACCCAGCUGGCUCUACCAGCUCACACAUGGAGGGAAUCCACAUGAGCUGUGUCCUGGGGUCUCCUGAUGGCCAGGAUGAGAAGACAAGCUCACAGCUUUCCACAUUCUCCUAUAUGGUGCCAGCCUUCACUGUCUCCACAUAA
Molecule: messenger RNA, 1728 nt
Organism: Castor canadensis (American beaver)
Lineage: Eukaryota; Metazoa; Chordata; Mammalia; Rodentia; Castoridae
Source: RefSeq, a predicted model, not a curated record